CUAUCCAAGCUAUGCACACAAAAUUACAAAUUCAGACCUUUUUUGACAGCAAAAUACAGAAACAGCCCACCUGUUCACUAAGUUGACAGUAGAAAAAAUAGCCCAUUUAAAAAAAACAAAACCCAUUUACAUAAAUAAUCCAAAAACCCAUCUGCAUCACCCCAUCUAUCAACUAAACAACAAUACCAGAUACAAUAAUAAUAGAAAAGGAAGGAGCUCUUGGAUCCAGAUCUUCUGCUUUCUUCUAUAAACAAAACAUGGGGUUCCCCCCUCUACAAUCCCAAAACAGAUCACCUGUUCUCUGCUCUCAGCAAUGCCUGCAACGCUAAGGAACCUCUUGCUUUCUUCCAAUAUCUUCUCCUUCCUCCUCCUCCUCCUCCUCUCAAUAAACCCUCUUUUCUUCUCUGUUUGCUUCUCCAUUGAUGAGCAGGGCCAAGCCCUUUUAGCAUGGAAGAACAGCUUAAACAGCUCCACAGAUGCACUGGGGUCAUGGGAUCCUUCAGCCUUAAGUCCAUGCAACUGGCUUGGGAUCCGCUGCAACUCCAAUGGUCAAGUGGUUCAGAUAAGCUUGAAAUCAGUAAAUUUGCAAGGGACACUGCCUUCAAACUUUCAACCUCUCAAGUCCUUGAAGACCCUUAUCCUUUCAUCAGCAAAUCUCACUGGCACAAUUCCAAAGGAACUGGGAGAAUAUCGCGAGCUUGGUUUCCUCGAUCUCAGCGAUAAUUCUCUCAGCGGCGAAAUCCCAUUGGAAAUAUGCAGGCUAAGCAAACUGCAGAGCUUAUCUCUCCAUAUGAACUUGCUCCAAGGCGAAAUCCCAUCCGACAUUGGAAACCUUUCCAGUCUCAGGUAUCUGACUGUCUAUGACAAUCAACUCUCCGGCGAAAUUCCAAAGAGUAUUGGAUUGUUGAACAAGCUAGAGAUUUUCCGGGCAGGGGGGAAUAAAAAUCUAAAGGGUGAACUGCCUUUGGAGAUUGGAAAUUGCACCAACUUAGCCAUGUUAGGCCUUGCUGAAACCAGCAUUUCCGGACACCUUCCAUCCUCAAUUGGGAUGCUGCAAAGAAUUCAAACCAUAGCCAUUUAUACAUCUCUCUUGUCAGGUCCUAUCCCAGAAGAAAUUGGAAACUGCAGUGAGUUACAGAACCUGUACUUGUAUCAGAAUUCUAUUUCAGGUUCCAUCCCCCGGAGAAUUGGGGAGCUCGGGAACCUCCAGAGCCUACUUUUAUGGCAGAACAGCUUAGUGGGUACAAUCCCAGCCGAGCUCGGAAGCUGCAGAGAGCUCACAAUCCUGGACUUAUCGGACAAUCUCUUGACGGGAAGCAUUCCAGGGACUUUCGGAGACCUCUCAAAGCUUCAACAACUUCAGCUGAGCAUUAACCAGUUAUCCGGUAGCAUACCUUCGGAAAUCUCGAAUUGCACAGCUCUCACGCAUCUGGAAGUCGACAACAACAAUCUCUCUGGCGAAAUUCCCAAUCUUAUCGGCAAUUUAAUGAGCUUGGUUCUAUUCUUUGCGUGGAAGAAUAAGCUGACAGGAAACAUUCCGGGAAGUCUUUCCCAGUGCCAGGAUCUUCAGGCAAUUGACCUCUCUUAUAACAACCUUUCUGGUUCAAUUCCAAAACAAAUCUUUGGGUUGCAAAAUCUAACCAAACUGCUCUUGCUUUCCAACAAUUUAUCCGGUUUUGUACCGCCGGAUAUAGGGAACUGCACAAAUUUGUACAGACUCCGAUUAAACGACAACAGAUUGGCCGGGAAUAUUCCAUCGGAAAUUGGAAAUUUGAAGAGUUUGAAUUUUCUCGAUAUGAGCAACAACCAUUUCGUUGGAGAAAUUCCUCCGUUAAUAUCCAGAUGUGAAAACUUGGAGUUUCUCGCUCUCCGCUCAAAUGGGUUCACGGGUCCUCUGCCGGAGAUGCUGCCGGCGAGAGUCCAGGUUCUGGAUAUUUCGGAAAAUAGGCUUUCAGGACCGUUGAAGGGUGCUGGCAUUGGAUUAUUGGUUGAAUUAUCCAAACUUAUUCUUGGAGGGAAUCAACUUUCCGGCAGAAUCCCGACGGAGAUCGUGGCCUGCAAUAAACUAACACUGUUGGACCUCGGGAAUAAUGGCUUCUCCGGCGAAAUACCGAGCCAGCUUGGUCAACUUCCGGAGCUGGAAAUUUCCCUCAAUUUAAGCUGCAACCGACUUUCCGGCGAGAUCCCACCACAUUUCUCCGGCCUCACCAAGCUGGGAGUCCUCGACCUUUCCCGCAACAAGCUCGCCGGAAACUUAAACCCUCUCGCCGGCCUCCAAAACCUCGUAUCCCUCAACGUCUCCUUCAACGAAUUCUCCGGUGAAUUGCCCAACACCCCAUUCUUCCGAAACCUCCCGGCCAGCGACAUCGCCGGAAACCCAGCCCUCUCCAUUUCCGGAAACGGCGUUCUUCCUCCCGCCGGCCGCCCCAAAUCAGCGGCGAAACUAGCAACGAUUAUGUCUCUCCUCCUUUGCGCCAGCGCAGUACUAGUACUCCUCUCAAUUUGCAUGUUGCUUCGCGCCCGUAAUCACAAGCAAAACAAUUUCGAGAACGCUUGGGAAAUGACUUUUUAUCAGAAAACGGAGAUUUACAUCGACGACGUCGUCCAGAAUCUCACGUCGGCGAAUGUGAUCGGCACAGGAAGCUCCGGCGUCGUGUACAGAGUCGAAAUCCGAAAUGGCGAUUCCGAAACGGUUCUGGCGGUGAAGAAAAUGUGGGGCUCCGAAGAUUCAUCGGGAGCAUUCGCAUCCGAAAUUAAGACUCUGGGUUCGAUUCGUCACAAGAAUAUUGUGCGUCUUUUGGGAUUUGGAUCGAACGGAGCUCUGAGACUUCUGUUCUACGACUACCUGCCGAGAGGGAGCCUGAGCUCGCUACUUCACGGAGGCGGCGCCGGGAAGGGAGGAGGGGCGGAGUGGGAGACGAGGUACGAUGUCGUCCUGGGGGUGGCGCAUGCGCUGGCAUACUUGCACCAUGACUGCGUGCCGCCGAUCUUACAUGGGGAUGUAAAAGCGAUGAACGUGCUUUUGGGUUCGAAUUUUGAAGCUUACCUUGCGGAUUUUGGGCUUGCGAGGCUCGUGCACGGCGGCGAUGGUGGUGAUCAUGAUUGUUCCAAAGACAAUGGGAAUCAGAAACCCAGGCUUGCCGGUUCCUAUGGCUACAUGGCUCCUGAGCAUGCCUCGAUGCAACCCAUCACGGAAAAGAGUGACGUAUAUAGCUUCGGAGUGGUUCUAUUGGAGGUGUUGACGGGUAGGCACCCGUUGGACCCAACCCUGCCUGGUGGAGCACACUUGGUCCAAUGGGUCCGUACCCAUUUGACUAGUAGGCUCGACCCAGUUGACAUUCUAGAUCCAAAGCUAAAGGGAAGGCCCGACCCGCAAGCCCAUGAAAUGCUCCAAACGCUGGCUGUUUCAUUCCUCUGCAUCAGCACCCAACCCCACGACCGUCCCACCAUGAACGACGUGGUUGCGAUGCUUCAAGAGAUUCGACAUGUGGAUGCCUUAAGGUUGGAGGAUCUAUCGAAGGGUGCUCAUGCUUUGUCAACGACGACGACAACUCUGUUGUCAUCGCCGACGCCGGAUCGAAAAAUGAUUCUUCACGGGUCUUCUAAUUGUUCCUACGCUUUCUCUAAUGAAUCAAUUUGAUGGGGAAAUGGGUUAGAUUAUGGCUGUGUUCUCAGAGAAUCCAAUGAUGAAGGAGAAGGCUUAUUGUAACUUUCGUUUGUUUGAUUGUUUGCUUGUUCCUUUGUUUUUGUUUUUUAUUUUUAAGGAUAGAGUAUUUGGUUGUAUAUAUGAUUCUUGUAGACCAAAAUAAUUAGUCUAUUGACAUAAUUUUUAAUUAAA
This is a messenger RNA of Malania oleifera, 3838 nucleotides long. Its product is annotated as leucine-rich repeat receptor-like serine/threonine-protein kinase RGI4. The record is from RefSeq and is a predicted model, not a curated record. The transcript has 2 exons. NCBI's taxonomy places the organism in Eukaryota, Viridiplantae, Streptophyta, Magnoliopsida, Santalales, Ximeniaceae. Gene Ontology annotation, molecular function: ATP binding; protein binding; protein kinase activity. Gene Ontology annotation, biological process: protein phosphorylation. The coding region runs from base 314 to 3640 and encodes 1108 amino acids.